Messenger RNA from Syngnathus acus (greater pipefish), 1248 nucleotides. RefSeq names its product ethanolamine kinase 1-like. Bases 115 to 1149 code for a protein of 344 amino acids. Gene Ontology annotation, biological process: phosphatidylethanolamine biosynthetic process. NCBI's taxonomy places the organism in Eukaryota, Metazoa, Chordata, Actinopteri, Syngnathiformes, Syngnathidae. Gene Ontology annotation, molecular function: ethanolamine kinase activity. The transcript is spliced from 8 exons. The record is from RefSeq and is a predicted model, not a curated record. Gene Ontology annotation, cellular component: cytoplasm.
GAUGUCCACGGGAACAUUGGCCUCGGAGCACAACACUCCAGAGCUUGUUUGGUUCAGCAGACGGGACGUAGCGUUGAAACGUUUGGAAAUUUGGAGAAGGUGUACGUUGAUGAAAUGAAGACCAGCGAUGAACUUCUCCACAUUGACGUCCAUGUGGAUCAAAGUGAAGACCGCACCUCCGUCCUGGACCUCUUCAGGACGCUGAGACCUCACUGGAGGCCACAAGACAUCCGAAUGAAGACGUUCACCGAGGGCAUCACCAACCAACUGCUGGGAUGCUCGGUGGACGAGUCCGACUGCGUGCUGGUACGAGUGUACGGUCAACGGACCGAGCUCUUUGUGGAUCGCCAGCGGGAGAUGGAAAUGUUCCGCCUCCUGCACGCUCACGGCUGCGGCCCGCAGAUCUACUGCAGCUUCCGCAACGGCAUCUGCUACCAGUUUGUUCCUGGAGACGUGCUGGAGGACAAGCUGCUUUUCCAGCCCUCCAUAUACAGAUUGAUUGCGACGGAGAUGGCGAGAAUCCACUCCAUCCGUCCAGCAGGCGCUCAUCCCCCCGAGCGUCUACUGUGGACAAAGCUGUCUCGUCUUCUCACGCUCUUAGAGGACAGUAGCAAGAGUUCCACAUUCAACCCUCAGUUGCCCGGCUUGGCGAGGUUGUCGGCGGAGGCGGAGUCACUGGAGCGACACCUCUCGUCAUUGGGCUCGCCCACCGUGUUGUGCCACAAUGAUCUCCUGACCAAAAACAUCAUCCAUGACCGCCAACAGGGGAAGGUAAGAUUCAUCGACUACGAGUACGCCGAGUACAACUACCAAGCCUUCGAUAUUGGCAAUCACUUCAAUGAAUUUGCUGGCGUUCAGGAUGUGGACUACAGCCGCUACCCAAGUCGCAGCCUGCAGAGCGACUGGCUUGAGGCCUACCUGUUGAGUUACAAACACUGCACAGGGCAAGACGUCAGCGUCACCCGAGACGAGGUGACGCGUCUCUACGUACAAGUCUGCAAGUUCUCCUUGGUAUCCAACUUCUUCUGGGGUUUGUGGGCAAUUCUCCAGUCUCACUACUCCUCCAUUGAUUUUGACUUCCACAGGUAUGCCAUGGCGCGACUCAACCGCUACUUUGAGAAGAAAGAAGAAUAUUUUUUAAUGGAAUGAAUCGACCGGGGAACGUACAAUCAAACAUAACUGGAGUAUGAACACUCUUUGGAAAUAAAUAUAUUAAUAAUCCAGUAAAAAAAAGUAUUUUUGAUAUCC